Messenger RNA from Cyprinus carpio (common carp), 2233 nucleotides. Its product is annotated as apolipoprotein F. Lineage: Eukaryota; Metazoa; Chordata; Actinopteri; Cypriniformes; Cyprinidae. Gene Ontology annotation, biological process: cholesterol metabolic process. The record is from RefSeq and is a predicted model, not a curated record.
GAGGAAGAGAGGGGACAUGAGGGUAAAUAAACAAAACGCCCAUAGAACACAUUGAUCCUCUCCACGUGAUGUCACAUUCAUCACUGGGCAAUGGGGCCAGUGAGAGAGAAGGGGGCAAAACGAGAGAGACAGAGAUGUAUAUGUUUUUGUGAAGGCUGGAUUCUAACAGAGAGGUACUAUCGGGAUUGUUAGAAGGUCUCCACAGUUCAACAUGACUAAAAGAAACUCAAAACUCAGAUGGUUACUUCUCAUCCACCUCUUACUGUCUGAUGUAGUAUUUGGCAGAGCUCCACUCCCUCAAAGUAACCCGAGGCCUUCAGUCACUUUAAUGCCUCAAACAGAGCAAGUAGAAUCACGAGUCGUUGAAGAUGAUCUUUCUGUUGCCCAUCAGUUGGUCUCAAACCUCUCAGCCUCUCUACAAGGUCAGCUGGAUCUCCAAAGCAAUGUAAGCUGUGCAGAGCUCUCACAUGGGGGCUGGAGUGGAAAGGGUUUCUCUCAGGAGCUAUUAGGGUUGGCAAUGGUGCCAGUGCUGGCGUCAGCAGGAUGUUUGUUUGAAGCCCAAGCGCUGGUAAUGCAACUCUAUGCGGUGUUGGGGCAAAAUGAUACACAUGAAUUUUUACAGGACAUUCUGGAGCUGAUCAAGAGAGGUAAAGAGAGAGAUUCAGCACACAUGGCCCAUCACAGUGUAUUCCAAACCCCUUCUUCUCAUUCUAUGCUGAACUCUGAGUCUCAACGCCACCUACAGGCUGUAAUAUUUAACAUUCAUCAGCUAGCUGAGGUGGGAGAGAAAGAUAAUAAGGGUAAAGUUGGGCCUAGUGGGAAUUGCAAUGGAUGGGUUAGAGUGGAAGGCACUCGGUUUCUCGGGCAGGCCAUAGAACAGAGCAAGCCAUUGUUUCUUGAAGAAGCACAGCAGGCUUGUGGAAGCUUGGGAUUCCAAUGUGCAGGUGUGACCCAGGAUGGCGAUUCUGGACAUUUCCGUGUUAUCUUGAGGCCUGGAAGCCGUGUAGUGCCUUCAUCUAACUUUGAGAGCUGGAUCCAGAGUUGCAAAGUGGGGUCUGUCCGUUGGCGCAGAAACGGGAUCCCUCAACAUCACUGUGUAAAUGAAAAAGAGGAGCGAGUGUAUACAGUAGUGGAGUGGAUUCCAGCAGUCUCCACGCUGUAUAAUCUGGGAACAGCCGUUUACUAUGCUUCGGUCAGCUGCUAUGACACUGCAAAAGAGAGAGCCAUCUUCAGCACUGUGGAUCUGGGCACAGAUGCCCUCAUGGCUGCAACAGGGGGAACCGCGGGGGUUGCUGGUUAUGCGUUGGGGGCUGGUUUAAAAACAGGUGUGAAGGCAGGGAUUAAAUAUCUGCUGAACAGCAUGAAAGAGGAAGAUGACCUGGUAAUGAACCAGAACAGCUGGGAGGAUGGAACGCUCACUGUCCAGUAAAAGACCAAGUAGAAACUGAUGAGGAGAUUCAAGAACAACAGCUGCAUUGAUCCAGGGCCUCAAGGAUGUUUCCACCUGUAGUAAAUGAUGUUUAGAAUGCUCUAUUUCUAUAUGUUCAGUCAUAAUAAAUAUGUUCAGUCAUAAAUACCUUAAUAUCCAAAAGGUAUUUAAUGACAUCAGCAGGAAGUUUUUAGUAGGAAAUAAUAACAGCCCAAACAUGAGCAUUGUUUUUCCCGCAUUCAACAUUCUAUACUGUUAGGUUAUAGAAAUAUGACAUUUUGAUUUUUAUAUAUUAUACUAUUAUAAUAUGAUAUAAUGUAUCAUUAAUGUUUCAGAAGACAUCCUUUUUAUGCAGCAUGCUUAAUUUUCUUGUCAUUAUGUAAAUAAUGCCUGAGUUUGAGCAUAUUUCUUAAAGUCUGGUAUUCAUAUAAACUCUAUUUUAAUUUAGUUACAGACUUCAAACUGUACUGGACAACAGGAAUGACUUAUAACGUAGCUGCUCAAGAUUUACAUCAGUUCUCCAGCGUCAGCGGAGACUUUGACUCAUGUUAAGCAUGGGUAAUAUUUAACUGUUAUAGGCCAUCAGUGGCAGGAGCAACUAGAACACUACUAGAUUACAAGAUAAACAGAAUAGACAGCACAAAACCAAAUUGUAUAACUUUGUAUAUGUAAUUGGUGUAUAGCAGUUACAAGUAAAAUCAAAUAGAAAUGUUUCUACCAGUUUCGAACUCCUUGUUUUAUAUAAAUGUAUAAUCGUGUUUUAUAUAUGCAUAGUGUAAAAUAAAGAAAAGUAUUAUUAACGUA